Messenger RNA from Drosophila teissieri, 1251 nucleotides. RefSeq names its product odorant receptor 43b (gene Or43b). The transcript has 3 exons. The record is from RefSeq and is a predicted model, not a curated record. Gene Ontology annotation, molecular function: olfactory receptor activity; odorant binding. The coding region runs from base 10 to 1221 and encodes 403 amino acids. Lineage: Eukaryota; Metazoa; Arthropoda; Insecta; Diptera; Drosophilidae. Gene Ontology annotation, biological process: sensory perception of smell; detection of chemical stimulus involved in sensory perception of smell. Gene Ontology annotation, cellular component: plasma membrane.
AAAUUAUAGAUGUUCGGAAAUUUUAAGCUUAUCUAUCCGGCUCCUCUAUCGGAGCCUAUAAGAUCUAGGGACUCGAAUGCAUUUCUUAUGGUGACGCUCCGAAAUUCGGGUUUAAACGUGGACAACGAUUUCGGUAUAGGCCGCAAGAUUUGGAGGGUUUUUUCUUUCAUCUACAAUAUGGUGAUACUUCCCGUAAGUUUCCCAAUUAACUACAUGAUUCAUUUGGCGGAGUUCCCCCCGGAGCUGUUGCUGCAAUCCCUGCAACUGUGCCUCAACACAUGGUGUUUCUCUCUGAAGUUCUUCGUUUUGAUAAUGUAUAUGCACCGUUUGGAAUGGGCCAACAAGCACUUAGACAAACUGGAUGAAUACUGCGUUAAGCCGGCGGAGAAGCGCAAGAUACGCGACAUGGUGGCUGCCAUUACCAGGCUGAAUCUAACCUUUGUCGUGGUUUACGGCUUCUACGCCACCUCCGCGCUACUGGACGGACUUUUGCACCACCGUGUACCUUACAAUACGUACUAUCCGUUCAUAAACUGGCGAGUUAAUCGGACCCAGCUGUACAUACAGAGUUUUGUGGAGUACAUCACCGUGGGUUUUGCCAUAUAUGUCGCCACGGCCACGGAUUCCUAUCCUGUCAUUUACGUGGCAGCCCUGCGAACUCAUAUUCUGUUGCUCAAGGACCGUAUUAUGUACUUGGGCGAUUCCAGUAACGAGGGUAGCACCGACCCAAGCUACAUGUUUAAAUCGUUGGUGGAUUGUAUUAAGGCUCACAGAACCAUGAUAAAUUUUUGUGAUGCCAUACAACCCAUCAUCUCUGGCACGAUAUUUGCUCAAUUCGUCAUAUGCGGAUCGGUUCUGGGGAUCACUAUGAUCAACAUGUUGUUGUUCGCUGAUCAAUCGACCCAAUUUGGCAUUGUCACCUACGUUAUGGCCGUCCUUCUGCAGACUUUUCCGCUUUGCUUUUACUGCAACGCCAUCGUGGAUGACUGCAAAAAGCUGGCCGACGCUCUUUUCCAUUCCUCCUGGUGGGUGCAGGACAGGCGGUACCAGCGGACAGUCAUUCAGUUCCUGCAGAAACUGCAGCAGCCUAUGACCUUCACAGCCAUGAACAUAUUCAACAUUAAUCUGGCCACUAACAUCAAUGUAGCAAAGUUCGCCUUCACCGUCUACGCCUUCGCGAGCGGGAUGAACCUGAACCAAAAGUAUAACAUUCAGGAAUAGAAAAAAAUACUCAAUAAAAUGACCGCACCA